This is a messenger RNA of Pseudomyrmex gracilis, 3464 nucleotides long. Its product is annotated as formin-binding protein 4-like. Bases 318 to 3353 code for a protein of 1011 amino acids. The transcript has 14 exons. NCBI's taxonomy places the organism in Eukaryota, Metazoa, Arthropoda, Insecta, Hymenoptera, Formicidae. Gene Ontology annotation, molecular function: protein binding. The record is from RefSeq and is a predicted model, not a curated record.
UCUGGUUGAACUAUAUCUCGAUGCGCGAUCAUAUUUAUACAAAUGGGUGUAAUGUAGUAGGUUAGAUUGUGCGAUCUAAUGAAUUUACAAGUCGAAACACACGCAUACAAGAUUGUAUUUUAGUUGAGAGUGACUUCGUCGCGCGACACAAUGCGUAGCUAAUUAAACAAAUCCGUGUAAGUGAAAACUGUGUGCCGGUUUACGUAAAAAUGCACACGAGCAAAGAUCAGGGUUGAUCGUAAGGAGCGUAAAAUUCGCUCGAAUUACUUAGGGAUUUGACUGUAUUUUUUCACAUAGCUCGGUUGAUUUUCUUUAUUAUGAAAAGACGGCAAAGAAGGCCGGUUUUGACGCUUAACAAGCCGCAGAGCAAUUACCACAUCGAUUACACACAGAGUAGAUGCAAGCCACUGAAUAAUGUACAAUCGACUCAAAGCGAAGUCAAUAAUCCGUUGGCCAAUUUGUGUCAAUACAAUUCCGACAGCGAUACGGAGGAUCCGAAGAAGGACGUGCAAAAGUUGGACGACCAGGUCAAUGAUUUUCUCAAGGAGAUCCAACUUAUUGCCCCAGAACAAUCUGUUCCAAAUAAUGUCGCAGUACAUCCCGGCUUAGCGACCAAGACAACUUCGCAAUCCACGCAUUCUACAAGUCAACAGACAUUUUGGCAAGAGUGCUUCGAUAAGGAUUCAGGUUAUCCUUAUUAUUGGCACACCGAAACCAACGAGACAACAUGGGACAUGCCGGAAGAGUUGCGCUUGAUAAGAAAACAAUCCGAAAUGGGUUCUGGUACGAAGCAUUCGGUCCAGGGAACUCGUUGGAUGGACUUCUCGUCUAUCACAUAUCGGCAAUCGCAGACAAAUAUACCGGAAGGUAUGAUACCGCAGGAGGUGGUGGCUAGGAAUCGCAACAGGUUUAUGCACAACGAGGUUCCGAAGAAAUGCAACUCGGAGAUCAAGACGGAAAUCAAGAAAGAAUCGCCUGUGAAAGACGACGAUUCGGACGACGGGCGAAUAGAGAUGAUCACGUCUUUUGGCAGUGACGGGAGCGACUCCGAGGACGAUGAUAAUUCCUCGGACGAGAAGAAAACGUCGUUGUCGCGCUCGUCAGAUUCGGGAAACGCGAGUUUCACAUCGUAUCCAACGAGCGGCGAAAUCGGGCCUGUUUUCUGUCCGACGCAGGGCGCGCAGUCGCUCGGCGCGAGUCAGUCUCGUUCGUACAAGUCCGAUUUGGUGUCGAACUCCACGAAUAAGAGUGACGAGCGCAAGGUGACGAAACCCGAUAACAAGACCAACAACGCGGAAGAUCCGAUUAAGAACAAAAAAGAUGUUAGAACGUACAAUGAAGUUCAGAAAUUGGAACUCAACGUGUCACUAGUACCUGGUUACGGCGACGAUUCGGAUGGCGAGGAAGAGGUCAAGUCCAAGCAGGAUGUAAAACCUCUGUUCCCGAUUUCGCAGAACGAGGAGGAGUACGCAAAUCCGACGAACUCGUUGAAAAACACUCACAGUAGUCUUGCAAAAAGUUCGGACGUUACCGCUUCCGAUCAGUGUAACGACGGCAACGAAGACACCCAAGAAACAAAAACCAGUCGGGAGAAAAUCGCGGAGGAAAAGGACUCGAAGGUGGACGAGGAGAAGUCCAAGGCGAAUAUAUUUCUCGAAGACAUACAGCAAGUUUGCGGCAAAGCCUUUCAAAGAAAAAGACGAAUAGCAUUUGACGUCACGUCCGCCAAGAAACAGAAUAACGCUUAUCAUGACAAUGCGGUUCAGGACGAUAACAGCAGCGAUCUCGCGAGUAGCGAAACUUCGCGUAAUACGGAGGACAGCGACGCGGGAACGCAAAGUACGUCGUGCGCGGAAAGCAAAAAAGAACGCGACGAAACGACCAAAGAGACGGAACAGUGCGUCGGUGCCGUGAGCGAGGAAAAACCCGCUCCCAAGGACGAGUUGUACGAUACGGAGUCGCCUGUCGAGCCUAAACCAGCGGAUGUGGAAGAAAAAGAUAAAGAGAUGACCGAGUUGUCUCAAAUUGUAACGGAGAAGUUGAAGUUUCUUUCUGAAGGAAGAGAAAGCGUCUCCGCCGUUCAAACAAUGCAAAUACAACUGCAAACAUUGUCUACCGCAUGGACAGCGGGUAGCUUAGAGGAUAGCUACUUUCAAAAGUGGCUAACUAGUACAAAUCACGAAUUGGAACGAUUAGAGGAAAAUGUGGCGCCAGACGGCUGGCUAUGCCAGUGGGAUAGGUCGCAUAAACGGUAUUACUAUCAUAAUACCUCCACUGGGACGUCACAGUGGACUUAUCCCGACACCGGUAUUGCCGGUGGCACCGAAGAGAUGGAAUUGUGCACAACUCCGCCACCUGAAUCCGAAGAAUUGUCAGUCACGGAAUUGCCCGGAACGAAUAAGACAAAGGAGAAAGAAGCAGCGGACGAGACUGGCGGUAACAAAACGAGCGAAGAGACCGCGUCGGACGGACCGUCGCCCGCGGAACAACAGGCACCACCUUCGCAGAUGUCUGCCAAUUCGAGUUCGUCGUCACCUUCGAGGAUAUUCGCGACGGAUCUGAAGAGUAAGAAGAAGAGGGACAGACCCGACGACAAAUCCCUAGACGUGAAGAGAAAACGUUUAGAUAGGCCAACGAUUCCAAGUGCAAUGCAGGCGAUGAAUCCUGCCUUCGAAUCCUUGCCCUACGUGCAGGCGACCGUGUCACCUCAAACUUUACCACCGAACAUGGAACCUCUGCCGCCGGGUGUGGAUCUGUCGGACACGCCGUACGAAGCGGCCACGCUGAAGGGGAUAAUAUAUAGCGCGGCGUCGCAGCAGGGUAACCCGAUUUACGCGCCGUCGAUAAGUAAUCCGACAAUACCUAUAUUGAGCCAUCAGGCGGGCUUGCUGCAGGAAUCGUUUGUUCAUUAUCCCUUUCAGCAUUUGCAAGGCACAAUCGCAAUCGCGAACAAGCACAGUGGGCAGAGUGCGGUUCAACUGAUGGUGGGAUACGCGCCGACAACUUACACAAACAAAGUCAUUACCAAGCCGCCGGAAAUCAUCAAAGCCUCGAAGGAGUCAUUUAAAUCCGCGCUUGAUUCCUUUUAUAACGACAUCGCGUGUAUUGAAAAACCGAAGCAAGUGGCGCAGCAUCAGGACACCGCCACCACCUCCGUGAUGAACGAGCAAACGCCCGUUCCGACGGAAGAGACGAAGCCGGAAAUUGUUGAAUCGGAAACGAUGCCAAAUGACACAACGACGAAAGAACGAAAAAAGAAGAAGACGAGAAUUACGAACAAAAAGCACAAGGAAGUAUCGACCAUGGUGGCCAAAUGGCAAAAGGUCCAGAAGAAUUUAGAAAAUACUGUGUAAAUAUGCAAUAGAGUUCAAACCAAAUAAAAAAUAAAAUUAAUAUGUAAAUUGUUGAAUUAUUGAAUAGAGUAAGAGGCUAAAGAGAAUGUAUAAAAAAAUUCGAGAUUAUUC